Molecule: messenger RNA, 2631 nt
Organism: Aricia agestis (brown argus)
Lineage: Eukaryota; Metazoa; Arthropoda; Insecta; Lepidoptera; Lycaenidae
Exons: 7
Coding region: 52-1965 (637 amino acids)
Biological process (GO): dephosphorylation
Molecular function (GO): phosphatase activity
Source: RefSeq, a predicted model, not a curated record
AGAAAUGAUCUCAUAUUUUGGUAACACGAUUUAAUACAGUAAAUAUUUACAAUGAUGAAGUUUUCGUUUCAACACCGAGCAUUCUAUUGCUAUCUGGGCAUGAGUAUUUGGAUAUUUUUUCUUGUUACUGUUGUUUAUAAGUACAUGGCCGUAAAAGAAGCAACGGUAGCUCUUAAGGUCACACAAAACAAUAAUGUGCUCAAAAGCGACAUGAAGUACAGAAGACUGUAUCUAAGAGCAUGUAACCCACCAGAAAAUAUAGUGAAGGGAUCUGAGGCUAUGGUGGAUGAUGAGACAUGGCUACUUCAGGGAGUAAUAGUGAUCACACGGCACGGAGACCGAGGGCCUCUGACACAUUUACGAGACGGAGACAAACUCCCUUGUGACACUGUACCUGUGUCUCCACUACUCAAAAGUUACGAGGAGUUUGUGCUCAACGCUAGCGCCAACGGUCGCGCCUGGUGGGUGGCGGGGCCGGGGCCCUUCCACAACUUUCCGUCUCUCCCCCGCGCUGCAGCCACGCGCUGUGCCCUCGGCCAGCUCACAGCUAGAGGGGUGCUGCAGAUGUUGACAGUUGGAAAUAUUCUUCGCGAGGCAUAUGGCGAGAAACUUGGCUUAGAGCAUAUGGACCUCACUGGAAAGCGAGAUACAGGCGGAGUAUCAUACAGCACACGGUACCGGCGCACGUUCCAGUCGCUGCAGGCGCUGUCGUGGGGCGCGGCGCGGGCGGCGGCGGCGGCGCGCGAGGCGCACAGCACCGCCUACUGCUUCCGCCACUGCGCCUGCCCCGCCCACCACAAUCUAGACAGGAAAAUAAGUUCGCAGACAAAAAGCCGAUUGGAGUCUCAUCCCGCUAUCAAGGAUCUGAUAAAUAGAUUGUCCAAAGUUCUGUUUGAAUCUCAGGAGUAUACUGACGCUGAUAUAGUCAGAGACGCACUUCUAGCUUAUAUGUGUCAUGACAUAGACUUGCCCUGUGUACGUAGACAAAAAUCCAGCAAAGUAGCCCUAGAUAAGAUGAAGAGAUUUCACGAAGCUAUACCCAAUAGGAACCUUUUGGACGUAGAUAUAGACACACUAAACAUGGAGCUAGAUUACAUCAACAAUCAACUAGAUUUUAACAACGAAAUUGGGAGAAAAGCAAGAGAUAUAAUAGGGAAAUACGACAAGCAGAAAACACCGCUAGAUUUCGACGCACAGAUGGAAAGAGAGAAACUGCUAUAUUACCAACAGAGAUACAUAGAUAAUGCUGACACAUACGACGAUGUGGUUAUAGUUAAAAAGAAUUUGGAUGCUGAUUUCAACUUUCCCAACGAUGCUAGAGAUACAGAUUUCGAUGAAGACUACAAGGAACCAACUCCAGAGGUAGCGGAGGACUUUUGUAUCAAGAAGGACCAUAUUAUGUCGGUUUUCGCUUACUUAGAAUGGAGCUACAAGCAGGAAGUAAAGAACACGCAUAACAGACGAAGAGGGUUGUUAAUAGCAUACGGUCUCAUACAUAACAUAGUUCAGAACAUGAUCCGAAUGAUAUCAGAGAACAAACCAAAGUUUGUGGUGUACUCCGGCCAUGAUAAAACACUCCAGGCGUUGAUUCUAGCUCUGGGAUUGAACAGCUAUCAACAUUACAACAUACAGUACGCUGCAAGAAUAAUAUUCGAAGUGUACAGAAAGAAGGAGCUGCGAGACGAGUUCAAAUUCACAAAGCGGAAAGCGGUCGCUCAGGACUUUUUCUUCCGUGUAGUGUAUAACGGUGAAGAUGUUACUAAUAAGCUAAGUUUUUGUAGGAAUAAGCAGAUGGAAACUAUGGAGAUGCCGGUUUUGGACGGAUCUAAAGUGUACAAAACAUAUCUGUGUCCGAUAGAGAAUAUAGUGAGAUUCAUCCAUGACGAUUACUUCGCUGGAUUUAAUGUUAGCAACUAUAAGGACGCAUGCGCAACGUACAAUGUAGGUAAACAUAUCGUUAAGUAGAGAAACUAUAAAUAUUAUAAUUGGCAGCUAAAAACAAUAAGGCUAAUCAGGGUAAGUUCAGAUACUUCAAUACAGGGGCAGUACAACCGAUAACCGAAACCGUUUUGAGACUCGAACGAAUCGGAAUGCCGUGUCCUACUCUAACAAACGUCAAGUGAGGUUGUUAGAGCAAGACGCGACAUUCUGAUUCGAUCGUUUGAGUGAUAAGUCUCAAAACGGUUUUGUAGGCCUCCAGAUUACAAGGUACAACGCACGCGCCACAUUUCGAUGCAUUCGACGCGUACGGCGUGGGUGCUGACAAAUUUUGUCAGCACUCCUACGCGCACAUUAAUGUGCGACAAGCUUAACAGGUAAACACAAAAUUAUCUAUUGUUUGUCUGGUACAACGAUGCGAUAAGCUAUUUUGUUGAAUCCCGCACAUCGUACGCGAAAAUAUAGCAGUCAAUGUUUUUCUAAAAGGAGAAGUGGCAUUUUUGUAUGAAACCCGUACCCAAGCUUGUAGUACAUCCACACAUAAUAUUAUAUCAAAUGGAAGGGCUUAAAAAGUUGAACAAGUUACAUUUUUUAAAAUUACGAAACAAAUUAAAAAAUAAAACACUUUCCUUAAGUUUGCCAUAUACGGUUACUUUCCAGAAAUUAUUCCUUACGAGCUUUUGCCCGCGGCUU